Molecule: messenger RNA, 1028 nt
Organism: Aedes albopictus (Asian tiger mosquito)
Lineage: Eukaryota; Metazoa; Arthropoda; Insecta; Diptera; Culicidae
Product: glutathione S-transferase D7-like
Exons: 3
Coding region: 151-807 (218 amino acids)
Biological process (GO): glutathione metabolic process
Molecular function (GO): glutathione transferase activity
Source: RefSeq, a predicted model, not a curated record
UAGCACGGCAUUAGUAACCGUUUGGUGCUUCAACUGGAAACAACGGUUGGUUUGGUGGAUCUCGAAAAACUCGAAAUCUGAAAUCGGAAGUGAUUAGAACUGUUUUUGGACUUCGACAAGUGUUACUAAAUCGAAAUCAGUGAAAUAAGUAUGGCCCCAAUUGUGUUGUACCAUUUCCCCAUGUCGCCUCCGUCGCGGUCGGCUUUGCUGGUGGCGCGUAAUCUCGGAUUGGAUGUAGAGGUCAAAAUUCUUAAUCUGAUGGCAGGCGAGCACAUGCAGGAGGAAUUCCUGAAGAUAAAUCCCCAGCACACCGUUCCGACAAUCGUCGACGACGACUACGUCCUGUGGGAAUCGAAAGCAAUUGCCACUUACCUGGUGGAGCAACACCAUCCGGACAGUACCCUGUAUCCGGCGGAUCCGAAGCAGCGCGGCAUCAUCAACCAACGGUUGUACUUUGAUUCAACUGUCCUGUUCGGCCGGGCGUAUGCUGCUUUCGCUCCGCUGAUGCGCCAGGGUGCCACCACGAUCCCCCAGGAGAAGAAGGACGCCAUCAUGGAAGCCCUCGGGACGUUGAAUGGAUACCUCGACGGACAGGAUUGGGUUGCGGGUGAAAACACCACCGUAGCCGAUUUGUGUUUGUUGGCCACCGUUUCGUCUCUGGAGAAAUUUGGUGUUGACUUAAGUGGUUUGCCGAACGUCACAGCCUGGUUGGAGCGUUGUAAAUCCCUUCCGGGAUUCGAAGAGAAUGAAGAAGGCGCAAGCAUUUUCGGAAACGGUUUGAAAUCCAAGUUGGAGGAACCUUUCUAAUUAUUUUUUUUUUUCAGUUCUAUAAUUCUCACUAUAGCAAAGCUAACCAAUAAACGCUUAUAUUUUUUCAAAGUUUUAUUUAUUGUAAUGUCAACAUGUUAAAAAAAUACAAACAAGAAAAGUGCUUGUUAAUUGUGUUGUGCGUAGACGAGAUAAUCGAAUCUCCCGCAAAUAAGUAGAUGCAAUAAAGGAAUUGAACUCAAUGCACAGUGCACUGUGAA